Aureobasidium uvarum is the source of this 1068-nucleotide messenger RNA. NCBI's taxonomy places the organism in Eukaryota, Fungi, Ascomycota, Dothideomycetes, Dothideales, Saccotheciaceae. The record is from the annotation of a GenBank genome assembly.
AUGACCAUGUCUAUUCCCCUUCGCCAACUUGGUGCGAAUGGCCCUGAAGUGCCUGCCUUGGGAUAUGGCAUGAUGGGUCUUUCUCAGCCCGUCUACGGCAGUGUCCCCAGCGAACAAGACAAGUUCACUAUGCUAGACCGAGCUUACGAACUAGGAGCCAGACAUUGGGACUCUUCUGAGUAUUCACGAAAUCUUGCAGCNCUCUACAACGACAACGAAGAGACAUUGGGCAAAUGGUUCAAGCGUACCGGCAAACGAGCCGAUAUCUUCCUCGCCACAAAGUUCGGUUUCGUCAAGGGCAAGUUUCCUCAACUGGAUAGCACUGGCGAGUAUGCGAAGAAGGCCUGUGAGGAGAGUUUGAAGCUGCUCGGUGUAGAGUAUAUCGAUCUCUACUACCUACACCACCCAAACCCAAAGACGCCCAUCGAAGACACAAUGAGAGGACUGAAAGAACUCCAAGAUAAAGGCAAGAUCAAGUACAUCGGUCUCUCCUCCGUGUCAUCAAAGACACUGCUUCGAGCCUCCAAGAUCGCAAAAGUCUCAGCUGUUCAAGUGGGCUACUCUGCUUUCGAACUCGACAUUGAGAACGACAAAGGAACAAAGCUUCUGGAAACCUGUCGUUCCCUGGAUGUUGCCAUCAUUGCUGCCAUGCGAUUGGGCAGAGGUGUUUUGACCGCCACUUUCGCUGACAACACACCUCUGGACCCAAAAGACAUGAGACCAUCUUUUAUGCCUAGAUUUCAGAAAGGCAACAAGGAGAAGAAUGUCGAGAUAGCCAAGCGAUGGAGACAAUUGGCUGAGACUAAGGGGUGCACGAGUGCUCAACUUGCGAUCGCAUGGCUGCUCAAGCAAGGUGACGACAUCUUUGUCAUUCCCGGAACCAAGAGAGUCAAGUACCUGGAAGAGAACUGCGCUGCUGCAGACGUUGAGCUCAGCGAACAGGAUGUGACAGAGAUUAGGGAGUUUGCAGAGACUUGUGAGAUUGCUGGAGGAUGUCUUCCGCCUAACUUUGAGAGCUUUACCUUUUCUGAUACGGUGGAGGAGGAAAAGGAGGGAUUUCACAUGUGA